Molecule: messenger RNA, 1995 nt
Organism: Aspergillus calidoustus
Lineage: Eukaryota; Fungi; Ascomycota; Eurotiomycetes; Eurotiales; Aspergillaceae
Source: the annotation of a GenBank genome assembly
AUGCUCCUCCAUCAUCUGCUCGUUUUUGUAUUCGCUCUGUGCGUAUCUGCUUCAUGGAUCUUUGAGCACGACCCGGGCGUCGCCCAGCACUUCGCCCGCCUCGAGUCCGACGGCCUAGUACGGCGAUCGCCUCAGGACGACAUCGAGAUAGCCGGUGGCCCAGGGAGACCUGGUCGACCAGGUGGACCGGGAAGACCUCCCAAGCCGUGUCGAAAGGGCGACAGACAUUGUCCCCAUCCCACUAGCACAAGGACGACUACUACGAGAACGACGAGUACCAGGACGACGAGUACCAGGAGGACAAGUACCAGAACAACCACCACCACAAAGACAACCACUACAAGAACAACGCGUACCACAACAACAUCCCAUCCCACCGGCACCCCAUGCGCGGGCAACACCCCAGAUACAAGAUCCCAAUGGUGCAACUACGACAUCAACACCAACUACCACGACACCAUUCCCGACACGGGCGUGACACGGGAAUACUGGCUGGAGAUCGACGAGCUGAUUGCUGCUCCAGAUGGGCUUCCUCGCCCGGCCAUGGCCAUCAACGGGACGAUUCCCGGACCCACGCUGUACGCAGACUGGGGCGACAAUGUCGUUGUUCAUGUGCGCAAUCUGCUGCAUGAGACGCUCAACGGGACGAGUAUCCACUGGCACGGGAUCCGGCAGCAGGGUAGUAACCAGAAUGAUGGUGUGGUCUCUAUUACGCAGUGCCCCAUCACGCCCGAGCAUGAGUAUACCUAUCGGUGGCGGGCACAGCAGUAUGGGACGUCGUGGUAUCACUCGCAUAUGGGUCUGCAAGCGUGGGAUGGCGUUGCGGGCGGUCUUGUCAUCAAUGGACCGGCGACUGCGAAUUACGAUGUUGAUGCUGGCACGAUUCUGCUGAAUGACUGGCCCCAUCAGACGGCCGAUGAGCUGUUCUGGGUUGCUCAGGUUUCGGGGCCUCCCACUUUGACGAAUGCCUUGAUCAACGGGACAAAUGUCUACGGCAGUGGCGACACCCAGACUGGCGAGCGGUUUGCACUAAAGGUCGAGGAGGACACCUCGUACAGGCUCCGACUUAUUAAUGGAGCCCUGGACACGCACUUUAAAUUCAUGAUCGACAACCACACGCUGACUGUCAUCGCCAUGGACCUCGUUCCGAUCGAGCCGUUUGAGGCUACUUCAGUCAGCCUUGCAAUGGGCCAACGCUACGAUGUAAUCGUAACAGCAAACCAAGCCUCCAUCGCCGACUCGUUCUGGCUGCGCGCGAUCCCGCAACAAGCCUGCAGCGACAUCGAGAACCUCGACAACAUCCGCGGGAUCUUCCACUACACCGACGAAGCCACCAUCCCAGAUACGAACCCCUGGCCGUUCGAAGACAGCUGCCAGGACGAGGUUGCGAGUAGACUCAUCCCGAAAGUAUCCCGUAACGUGCAGCCUCCCGACUGGCAAGACAACACACUUGCGACUGUCGGCCGAAACCCAGCAAACCUCUUCCGCUGGUACCUCAACAGCACGACCAUGGAAGUCUUCUGGGAGAAUCCAACACUACUGCAGAUCGCAAACGAGGAUAACGUGUGGGAGCAGCAGAGCGCGGUCAUCGACCUCCCCAACGCCGACGAAUGGGUCUACCUCAUCGUCAACACCACCAUCCCCGUAAACCACCCGAUCCACCUGCACGGGCACGAUUUCUUUAUCCUCGCGCAGGGGACAAAUCCGUGGGACGGGAGGUUGCAGACGAAUAACCCUCCCCGUCGUGAUACCGCCGUCUUACCAGGGAACGGGUACCUGGUGAUGGCGUGGGAGACGGAUAACCCCGGGGCGUGGCUGAUGCAUUGUCAUAUUGGGUGGCAUACCACUGAAGGGUUUGCGUUGCAGUUUGUGGAGAGGUAUGAUGAGGUCCGGAAGGGGGGGAUUAUUGAUGCGAGGCAGUUGAAGAGGACGUGUAAUUUGUGGAAUGGGUAUGAUGAGGAGUUUGGGAUUGAGCAGCAUGAUUCGGGGGUUUGA